GUGACUUUUGAUGAUGACGGUUGCCAUAUAUGUGAGAUUUUGACAGUCGUGAUAUGUGCUCGACGAAAAUGCUCGCUGCCAUUUCAAGCUCCUGAAACUCGAUAGCAUGUAAUAUCUGGGAAAUACGAUAAAGAAAUUUCGCCAUUGAAACCGAAAACGUCUCUCGGCGUUAUUAAGAGCUGUAGAAAAAUGUGUCCGGGGAGCGAACUGUCUUGUGUGAGAGGUGAAAAUGCAUGGCGCUUUCCUCUGUCAUCGGGACUGCUUGGGUUUGUGUUAGGAUUGUCAACUUUUGGUGCAGCGAUGAAACUGUCAGAAUACAAGGACAGUCCUAGUCUUCCUCCGAUGAUAGCUGCAAUACCAGUAAGUACAACAACAAAUCAAUAACAAACGUGUUUGUCAAAUCCUUUGUGCACCGUAAUUAUAAAGAAUAAAUUGUAUUAAAACCAUUGUCAGGUUUAAAACGUCAAUGACGUUUCAUGGAGGUGUUUUCUUUAAAUUGAUCGAUUCUUGGACAGAUUAGUACUUAGGAAAUCAACGAAAGUUCUAUCGUACCAGUAAGUCUCUUUUAGACUCAGAAAUCAGCAAGCUGAAUUUAAGAGCUUUCGUGAGAAACAAAUAAACGAUCACAUAAGAGUAAAAACUUAUGUUUCUCAUCGAAUGUGAUAUUAGGUCACUAGAGCAAAAAUUAACUUCGAAUUAAGUAACGCGAAAUCAGUGAAAUUUCACCUGCUGAGUGGAAAUGGAAUCCAUAGAAUUAUAAAGAAUAAUGGAAGACUGCAAAGACAAGUGAAAGAAAAAAUGAAAUGUAAUAAAAACACAACGUCACGAGAUGUGCACAUUCCUGUUUCCUGAAAGAGGCAGUAAAGACAUGACAAUAAUAAGGUACGAUAAAUCAAAGGAGUGGAGUGUGGGAUGCAUGGGGACAAAAAUAUUCUGUAAUUUUUUUUUCUUUUUUUCUCUCUUAUCUAGAUGUUAGCUGCAGGGCUUUCAGGUAUGGUGGGAGGACGAAUGAGGAAACGUUGGCUGGUACGUAAACAUGUUUUGUAUUCUAUCGAAAAAGAAUUUCUUGGUAAUUCAGUUCCAACUGAAGUGCCCGGCAGGGAAUUCGAAGGGAGUGGAGACCUUUCCUUUAUGAGCUUCUUGGGAAUGCUCCGCCCAAAGAGCACAAUUUAUAAGCCGUUUCGGUCUGAAAACGCGUGUAGGUUUGACGAUGAUAGUGCGGCUUAAAUUAAAUUUUUUUUAAUGGGGCCACGAGUGAGUUUAAACAACUCCUAAUGAAUUAAAAGAGAAAGAGCAGCAACGAACAUAAAACAUUCGAGCUGAAUGUUUGAAUGAAUUCAUGACUUUGCCACUGAUGCGAGGCUUUAUUUCUCAGUUCUACAAAGCUUAAUGGUUUUGCAUAUCCAUUAAAAUUUCAAGUACCAGCUCUCUAAAAACUGAUACAGAAUACGGCACGCUAUGAUUUGAAAUUAGGGUCACGAUUUCAGAAACUGAGCUGCACCUUUGCAUUAAGAAUUCAUGGCGGCAACCCAUUUCCCUUCAACUUAACAACCACGAAAUUUCCAUAAGAAAUUACCCAUAAAUAAAAAGAAUGAGCCAUUUUAGCCUGGUUGAUAGAUGCUUCAAUAGAUAGAGUUUGAGUGUGUAAAAUAUACAAGCCUAUAGUGAAACCCAGGUCGGAUCGUUUCUGUAAUCUGAAGGGCCCAGUUGUAUAUAGGGCGGAUAGCAAUAUCCAACGGAUAAAUCGCUAUCCAGCGGAUAAGUGAUGGCGAAACGUAUAGCGUUAUCUACCGGAUAGAGAUUUAUCUUAGCAGUGGAUAGCGUUAUCCGACCUUACAACAACUGGGGCCUAGUGUUUAAGUCCUCGAAGAGGAAAAUGACUAAUAGGAACCCAUUCCGGAAUCAUAACCCCGCAGCCCGAUACUCGCUGCCCUUCCCCCCCCCCUUAUUACCGCUUGCAUGACUUAAAUCCAACGUGUUUAUCAAUGUUUAUGUAGCCAAUAUCACUUGACUGGUUUACGCGUUCGCUUUCCUUUUUUUUUUCUUCACUGACUUGUGUCAUAAUUGCAAUGAAAGAGGGAAGAAGCAAAGACAAUACGUACGUAUGCAACCCUACUGUCCUUCUUUCCACAGAUUUCGCUGCACAUGGGUCUUUGUUUGGUUACAGGAGUCUUUGGUCUUCAUCUUAUGUUCCUUUUCAUGGGGAGAGAGGUUAAAUCAAGAAAUAUUUAUAAGGCUAAAUGUCUUUCCAACUACCAGGGAUCUUGUAAGCUCACUUCAUUCUUGUUGUACGUUGCGUUUAUGUAAUCUAAAAACUGGACUGACACCGCAUAUUACUUGUGGUGGAGGAGCUAUAGGUGGUUUCCUUAUAAAACAAACUAGUGAUAAGUCUAGGGCGGCGAUGUCGACUGGAACAUGGAAGUGUAAAAACAUGGCAAAACUUUUCUUGCCUAGGUUAAACUGAGUCUUUGUGUCUCUGUUCCUCCUCCGGCACUAGACGUUACUUUGCUGCUCAUUACUUAUUAAACUCUUCUAUCGCCUUCUCUGUCUAUGAAUGUUAAAUACGCAGCUCUGAUAUCGUUAAAUAUCGUUUAAGCACGAACAAUAAUCAUAUGAUGCAUAUGUCCUGUUUCAGAUUACUGCCACAGAUACGCUACAACUGUUGCUAUGUCAGGACUAUCUGUUCUAGCGAUUACGUUGGCUCCUUUGGGAAUUUUAUCAUAUGCCGUCAUCAGGCAAAUAUCUGCGUAUAACGUCAAUGAAGUCCAGGUAAGUAACGGUAAACAUCUAAUUACCAUAAAAGCUUUGAUAUGUUCUCCUCUCUAUCGAGUCUCCUUCUCAAUUAACUUGAUUUUUCUGAGGUAAAAAAAAAUUUUAGAGAUUGAUACAUCUCUACCCGCUGAUCUAUCCCUACGACACGACCAUCAACUUCUUCUUUUUAACAUUUUUAACGUUGUUUUUCUAUUUUUUAUUUCCAAUAUUCCAAAGGAAGCAAAUAAUCCAGCCUUUGAACCCGAACUAUCUCCGACUAAGACAACAAAUGAAGACCAAGUAGAACAUCAGCAUCAACAAUUUUUUGAUAGAGCUGCAAAUCAUCCACGUAAAACUGAGCCUAAACCAGAGAAUCAACGACUAGCAAACCUUAAAAACUCACAUGGUGAUGAGCGUCUUCCACCCAAUCUCAGAAAACCGUACGGUAGUGAUCUGGUAACUACUAAUUCGUCUCAAAAUAAAGUGCGGAAUCACCGAUUUCUUCACCAUAAGAAGCCGCAUGACGAUAUGCGACUUCCGCCCAAUCAGCGACCACCUUACCGGGGUGAUCAGGUAGGAAUUCCUAAACCUAGUGCUCAGUCUAAACCGCCGCAGAAUCUGGGUCCACUUCACCAGAAAAACUCACAUGGCGAUAAACGACUUCCGCCCAUCCACAAGCAGUCGUUACGUAACAAUUGGGCAGAAAAUCAGCCAUCUAAAACUGAUCCUAGACCGCAGAAUCACCGAGCACUUUACCAUAAGAACUCUCAUGACAAUACGCGAUUUCCUCCCAGUUACAAACAACCUGACCAUGGCAAUCGAGAGUCAAGUGAACCUCGCAAAGGUGAAUCUCAACCCAAGAAUCUCCGACCACCUCAUAACAAAUAUAAACAUGGCGAUGCGCAACUCACAGACAGAGACGUGAAUCGCAGACAGCCUUUCGAACACAGACCUUCCCGUGACCUCAUGAGGUACAGUAGGCACAUAUGUCAGCAGCAAAACAUGAAUCAAGUUUCCAGAGCACCAACGACACGGUUUGGACAAAGUCACGUGCCAUUGGCCAGUGGCAGAGUAGUGAAAGGUAUAUCGAACACGACAGAUAGCUCGUCUGCAUAAAAGGGUGUGUAAAUUGCCAAACUUUUGUACAACGCACAAAUCGAAUACAUGAUGUAGAGGCUAUGAGCUCGCUCGCUUAGGUCAAUAAAAGUCACUUCGCUAACGUUUCGUCAGGAAACACAGGGCGCAGAAAGACUUUUAGCACGUUUCGAUAUAAGAUGAUGAUAUACUCCAUUUUUUUUCAUCUCUUCAGCAUUCAUAAGCAUUCUUGCCAUCAUCAAUUUUUUUACACCCAUUUUAUUGCUUAUGCAACCAUUCCUGUAAAUGGUUAUGCGAAUAAAUUUCUGAUGUCGUCGUUAAAAGGAAAGAACAAAAUAAUUUGAUUGACCUGCCUCUUGCUACUCACCAUUUCUGAACUUGACGUACACAAUUCAAAGCUUUAAAUAGACAAUGGCAAACUGUUCGUUCAUAAAUUAGCAGCCUACGUUAAGUAUUGUUGUAAUGAGUUUUUAUAAGUUAAGGUUCAAGGUCUCUCAUUUUUCAUCUCGUGAAUUAAGUUCAAGGUUAUUCAAAGUUAAACCCUUACAAGGAGUUCCUUGAUUUUAACUGUUUUGACUUAGAGUCGGAGUGCCAUUUUUUUUUAGUGAACAUGUCUUCGAAAUUGACACUGACCUUGGACCUCAUCCACACGAGUGUUCCUGUUUGGGUUUCCAGUUCAAUUUUGUAGUCUUACCAUUCGAAUAACAUCAGCUGUAUACUUUUUUGGUUGAUCACAUAGCCAGUUUGUUUUCACGCAUUGUUUUAAAAAAACAGGAAGCGUAGGAAGAGUUCUCACGCCCGGAAAACCCGAACACGUCUACAAUUUAGAUACCUUAGGAAACCACAAAUUGGUUACUUUUCACCUAUGUAGUUGUAGAUGUGAGAGGCGGAAUUAUUUUGAGUAUUGAUUAGCCAAAAAAAUGAACGUUGCCAGCGUCGGUGCGCAAGGAGAAGAGUAAAUAGACAGGUACAGAUCCUUGAUCCUUUCAGCUAAAUGUAAAAUGCUCGGGAUUUCCCCCCAAAAGCGUAAAAAAUCAGUGGGACGUAUGAUUACGAAAUUAAGCUCUUUCAAAUGAAAACUCUUAAUUAAUUUCCACAAAGGUGUUUUUGGGGAUCUUUGUAAUUUAAAGAAAAUGUUUAAUUAGCUAGAUGACCAGGGUGUAGCUAAUGG
This is a messenger RNA of Pocillopora meandrina, 5017 nucleotides long. The record is from the annotation of a GenBank genome assembly. NCBI's taxonomy places the organism in Eukaryota, Metazoa, Cnidaria, Anthozoa, Scleractinia, Pocilloporidae.